AUGUUAGAGGUGGAGAGGAGCGACACGAUCAGCAGCCUCAUGAGGCAGCUGGAGGACAGGCUGGGAGUCCCGCCCAUCACGGUGCUGAUCGUGUACAACGGCUCGCCGGUGCGCAAGGAAUCGACGCUGUCCCUGCACUACAACUUCGCGUCCUCCUAUUACGCGUUCAAGGUCGAGACGCUCAAGACCCUGGGGAUCGACGUCGAGCGCGCAGACGACGACGCGGCCGACAAGAUGGAGAUCUUCGUGAGGGACUGUUUUAUCCCGUGCCGCAAGGGCCGCCGGGUGAGGACGAUCGUGCUGGAGGUGGAGGCCACCGACACGGUCGGCAGCGUCAUGGCCCAGGUGCAGGGCAAGCUGGGCUACCCGGCGGCCCUUCAGUUGCUGUUCUGCUAG
Molecule: messenger RNA, 396 nt
Organism: Setaria italica (foxtail millet)
Lineage: Eukaryota; Viridiplantae; Streptophyta; Magnoliopsida; Poales; Poaceae
Product: polyubiquitin-like
Exons: 2
Coding region: 1-396 (131 amino acids)
Molecular function (GO): protein binding
Source: RefSeq, a predicted model, not a curated record